AUGGAUAUUUGUCAGAUACAUGAAAACGCCUCCAAAUGCAGUGUGAACACCAUGGAGUGCUUCAUGGUCCUCAGCACGCAAGCGCAGAAGAUAAGCAUUGCCACCCUGUGCGGCCUCUUUGGGACACUGUGCGUUUUCGAGAACUCUUUGGUGCUCUACUUGAUCUUCUCCUCCCCUGGGACCAGGAGAAAGCCUUCCUACCUCUUUAUCAGCAGCCUGGCCUUGGCUGACAUCCUGGCCAGCAUCAUCUUCGUCUGCAGUUUUGUUAACUUCCAUGUCUUUAAUGAAACUAAUUUCUCUAAAGAAAUGUUCCUGCUGCAGCUGGGAGGGGUGAACACGUCCUUCUCUGCCUCCCUGAGCAGCUUGCUGCUGACAGCCCUGGACCGUUACAUCUCCAUCAGCCGACCAUCCGAAUACAAGCUCCUCAUGACGAGGAAGAGAGCAUGGAUAGCCCUGGGGCUGCUCUGGGUGACAUGUGCGACCAUUGCUUCCCUGCCCCUCCUGGGCUGGAACUGCUGCACGCUCAAUUCGACCUGCUCCGAGCUGUUCCCGUUUGUGGAUGACAACUAUCUGUCGAGCUGGAUCUGCUUCAUCAUAGUUCUGCUGGGGUGUAUCAUCUACGCCUACGCGCACGUGCUAUGGAGGGCUCACCAGCACGUGGCCUACAUGGAGAAGCAUCAAGCGCAGGCAGGGAAGCAAAACACCAGGAUGAGGAUGGACGUCAUGCUGGCCAAGACCCUCGUCAUGGUGCUGACUGUCCUCGUGCUGUGCUGGUCUCCGGUCCUCGUUCUCAUGAUCUACAGCAUCUUUGCCAGGCUGAGCAAUCACCUGCGCAAGGUGUUUGCCUUCUGCAGCACCCUCUGCCUGCUCAAUUCCAUGGUGAACCCCAUUAUUUAUGCCCUGCGGAGCAAGGAGCUAUACUCCUCCCUGAGGAUGGUCUUUUCUCGCUUCAGGAGGCAGCAGAAGGCCUCUGAGGAAAGCCCAGAAGCAGAGAGCACCCACAAGUCCUCCAUAAUAGAGACCGUCUGCGAGGACAUGCGCAUAACGUCCUGGGAGCAGCACGGUGACAAAAGGUCUUCAGCUCCUGGCAAAGGCGACAGAGAACAACACCAAGUCAUGACGAGCUCUCGCCGAUGGCGAAUGCCUCGCUGCAUCGUGCGGGAGCAAGACCGGCAGCAGCAGGAGCCAUGGCGGCGUCGCGGCGCCGUUGCCUCGGUAGUCAUGGCGGCGGCCGCGCUGACGUCACGCGGCAGCAUGGCGGCCGGUGGGUUGGUGUGGCUGGCGGCGGCGCUGGGCCCGGUGUUGGCAGCGGCGCGCUAUCGCCCGGACUGGGCCAGCCUGGACGCGAGGCCGCUGCCCGCCUGGUUCGACCAGGCCAAGGUGGGGGUGUUUGUGCACUGGGGGGUGUUCUCCGUCCCGGCCUGGGGCUCCGAGUGGUUCUGGUGGCACUGGCAGGGCGAGCACUGCGCCGACUAUGAGCGCUUCGUGCAGCGCCGGUACCCGCCCGACACCACCUACGCCGACUUCGCGCCCGGCUUCACCGCCCACGACUUCCAGCCCCGCCAGUGGGCCCAGCUUUUCCAGCGGGCUGGUGCCAGGUACGUGGUACUGACCACGAAGCAUCAUGAAGGCUUCACCAACUGGGGGUCCCCCGUGUCCUGGAACUGGAAUUCUCUGGAUACGGGGCCCCACCGAGAUCUUGUAGGAGAGCUGGGACAAGCCCUCAGGGAGAGGAACAUACGCUAUGGACUGUAUCAUUCUCUGUUAGAGUGGUUUAAUCCACUCUAUCUAGCUGACAAAGAAAGUGGCUUCAAGACCCAGAACUUUGUUUUAAAGAAGACCAUGCCAGAACUUUAUGAUCUUGUCUUAAAAUAUAAACCAGAUUUGAUUUGGUCGGAUGGAGACUGGGAAGCUCCGGAGUCAUACUGGAAUUCUACCUCUUUCCUUGCCUGGCUUUAUAACGAUAGUCCCGUCAAGGACACUGUUGUUGUUAAUGAUCGUUGGUGUAAUAACUGCUCUUGCCAUCAUGGAGGCUACUACAAUUGUGCUGACAAAUACAAGCCAGGGACCCUGCCAACUCACAAGUGGGAGAUGUGCUCCUCUAUUGACAAGCUUUCCUGGGGCUAUCGAAGCAACAUGAACAUUGCUGAGUUAAUGGAUGAAGCAAGUAUCAUUGAGGAGCUAGUGCAGACUGUGAGUUUUGGAGGCAACUACCUUCUCAAUGUGGGACCUACAAAAGAAGGGGUGAUUGUUCCCAUCUUCCAAGAAAGACUUCUGGCCCUUGGGAGGUGGCUGGACACUAAUGGGGAGGCAGUUUAUGAAUCGAAGCCAUGGAGAGUACAGAUGGAGAACAGCACAGACACGGUCUGGUACACUUCUAAGGGACCAGUUGUCUAUGCCAUCUUUCUGAUCUGGCCUCGGGACAACGUUUUGGAGCUGUCCUCGCCUGCUCCAUCUCCAGCCACACAAGUGACGAUGUUGGGUUUUGCAGGGACUCUGGAGUGGCAGAAGUCCCCAGGUAAAGGACUCCUCAUAACUUUGCCCUACAUGCUGCCAUCUCCUCUGCCUCCUCAGUCCGGCUGGACUGUCAAGCUUGAGGGUGUGAAGUGAUGGCUGCGGGAUGAAAGCAGCAGUCUCCCCCUGCCUUUCUGUUAAAUGGAGUCUAAGAGGAUUUUUCAUUUGUUGUUGAAUAAAUUGUUUUUCUCUUAAGAGAAUCUCUCUUCUAAUCCCUUUUGCCUGUAAGCCAUCUGUGUAUCAGCGGGCCUUGUCUGGCUGCAAAGGACUGACCU
Messenger RNA from Gymnogyps californianus (California condor), 2789 nucleotides. It is a transcript of the gene FUCA1, whose product is annotated as alpha-L-fucosidase 1. The record is from RefSeq and is a predicted model, not a curated record. Gene Ontology annotation, cellular component: lysosome; membrane. Gene Ontology annotation, molecular function: alpha-L-fucosidase activity; G protein-coupled receptor activity. Gene Ontology annotation, biological process: fucose metabolic process; glycoside catabolic process; G protein-coupled receptor signaling pathway. The coding region runs from base 1 to 2610 and encodes 869 amino acids. NCBI's taxonomy places the organism in Eukaryota, Metazoa, Chordata, Aves, Accipitriformes, Cathartidae. The transcript has 11 exons.